This is a messenger RNA of Orussus abietinus, 791 nucleotides long. RefSeq names its product 60S ribosomal protein L15 (gene RpL15). Bases 37 to 717 code for a protein of 226 amino acids. Gene Ontology annotation, cellular component: ribosome; cytosolic large ribosomal subunit. The record is from RefSeq and is a predicted model, not a curated record. The transcript is spliced from 5 exons. Gene Ontology annotation, biological process: cytoplasmic translation. Gene Ontology annotation, molecular function: RNA binding; structural constituent of ribosome. NCBI's taxonomy places the organism in Eukaryota, Metazoa, Arthropoda, Insecta, Hymenoptera, Orussidae.
UCUAGAAAUCUUUGUCUGUGGGGGAUUUCUCCGCUUAUGCGUGAUAGGUCCCACUGGAAUCGAGACCUCUUUUUCUGCCUCGAUUCCUACGAGGUAGUCAUAAUGGGGGCGUAUAAAUAUAUGCAAGAAUUAUACCGGAAAAAACAAAGCGAUGUUUUGCGAUUUCUUCUUCGGGUUCGAUGCUGGCAAUAUCGACAACUAACGAAGAUGCAUCGUGCACCUAGACCCUCGAGACCCGACAAGGCAAGGCGACUUGGCUAUAAGGCUAAACAAGGUUUUGUUAUAUUCAGAAUACGCGUUCGACGAGGUGGUCGUAAACGGCCAGUACCUAAAGGUGCUACUUAUGGCAAACCAAAAAGUCACGGAGUAAAUCAGUUGAAACCAACAAGGAAGCUACAAUCCGUUGCCGAGGAGCGCGUUGGGCGAAGAUGCGGCGGACUGCGAGUUCUCAACAGUUAUUGGGUAGCACAGGAUUCGUCUUACAAAUACUACGAAGUUAUUCUGCUGGAUCCCGCGCACAAGGCUAUUCGAAACGACGCAAAACUGAAUUGGGUAUGCAACGCCGUUCACAAGCAUCGCGAGCUUCGAGGAAAGACGUCCGCGGGAAGGAGCUCUCGAGGAUUGGGCAAGGGUCAUCGCUUCUCGCAAACGAUCGGAGGUUCUCGACAUGCCGCUUGGCUCAGGAGAAAUUCUUUAUCAUUGCGUAGAAAGCGAUAGACGCGGGUACCGUUCUGCAAACGAUACCGAUCACUCACCGUUACUGCAAAUAAAAAUUAAGUUCAAGUACGAAA